AUGCGACACGCCUUCCUCCUAGCUCUCGCAGCACUCAGUAGCUUCUGCUUAGAUGCUCUCGCAGCCCAAACUACCCCUAUUAGCCUCCCACUUUCGCGCAAGAUACAAAAACCUAUAGAGCGCGUCUCUGAUAGUGACCGCCAACGCAAGCGAGCUCUCAAGGCUCAGCGAGAACGCCAGUGGCCUCCUGAAAUAGCAGCAAAACGUAUCUCGCCGCGGAGUGGCCCGUCCGAUAGCGUUCAAGUGACAAACGCUGUCGUAACGUACACGGCCCAUGUAGAUGUCGGCGAUCCUCCGCAAACUUACGAACUGCUUAUCGACACCGGAAGCUCGAAUACCUGGGUCGGAAACUCCAAGCUAUAUCGGGCGACACUGGAAACCCGUCCAGAUGGCGUCAUACCCGGUCCAGUGGUCCUUGUUUAUGGAUCAGGCUUGUUCACUGGUGUUGAAAUGGUCGAACAGCUCUCCUUGACACAGCAACUCCGCAUCCGAAAUCAAUCCAUUGCUGUCAGCGAACCACCACUCCCGCAGGGGUUUUCUAACAUGGAUGGUAUCCUCGGUAUCGGACCCGUUGACUUAACCAGAGGAACCAUGAUUCUGGAAAAUGACCAGCACGAGAUACCCACUGUUGUCGAUAAUCUCUUCUCGUCCGGAGUCAUCCCUGCGCCAGUAGUAGGUAUUUACUACGAGCCUGCCACUAUCGAGUCAAGUGUCAACGGCGAGUUGACUCUGGGAGGUGUGGAUGAUACGAAAUAUCUAGACCAAGUUCACUAUACACCAAUCACAACCAGCACACCUGCCUCGAGUUACUGGGGCAUUGACCAGACCAUCGUUUAUGGCACAGAAACAAUACUAGCACAAACAUCUGGCAUCGUCGACACUGGAACCACUCUUAUUCUUCUGGCGACCGACGCCUUUUCCGCGUACAAAUCUGCAACCGGCGCUACAUACGACAACUCUACCGGUCUCCUAAAAAUCUCCACCGAGGAUUUCCAUCGUCUCAAGAAUCUGGACUUUCACAUAGGCGGUCAAACUUUUUCGCUCACUCCUGAUGCCCAAAUAUGGCCUCGAUUGCUGAACUCGGAUAUAGGCGGUGAUUCACAAAGCAUUUAUCUCAUUGUUGGAGAUCUUGGAACAAAUUCUGGCUCAGGCCUUGAUUUCAUCAACGGUUAUGGCUUUUUGGAGCGAUUUUACUCUGUUUAUGACACAGGAAAUCGUCGCGUAGGCCUUGCUGAAACCCAAUACACCAACGCGAAGCUGUCAGCCAAUGCAACCCUGGAUUGGGUCUCCUGCUACUCUGGUCUCCAAUGCGCCUUGCUUCAAGUUCCACUAGAUUACACUUUUGGAGACUCUCGAAAUGCGUCGAUUGCCAUUACCCGCAUUCCCGCGACGGCCACAGACUCUUAUCUAGGGCCUGUCCUUUUCAAUCCUGGUGGCCCCGGAGGCAGUGGCGUGGCUGCAAUUCUAUCGGCUGGCGCAUCCUUUGCAGAGUUUCUAGGUCCACAGUUCGACAUUGUUGGUUUUGAUCCCCGAGGCGUUGGUUUCUCCCAACCAUCUGCGAGCUUUUUUGCCAGUGCAGCGCAACGGGCGUUUUGGUUACCUGAAGACCUGAACCUACGCUACCCAGCCCUUGAUGCUAACUCGGAGGUUCUUUCGAAUCAAUGGGCACAAUACCAACUUGUGGGACAACAGGCGAGACGGCAUGACACCACCAGCGUGCUUCAAUAUUUCACCACAGACAAUGUUGCUGAAGAUAUGCUCCGAAUCACGGAGGCCUUUGGAUUCGAGAAGUUGCAGUAUUGGGGUGUCUCGUACGGCACAGUCUUGGGACAGACCUUUGCAACGUUGUUCCCCGACAAGGUCGGCAGGAUGGUCAUCGAUGGUAAGGUAUAUAUCCGGCUUGCUUUCGAGUCUGAAUCACUUGAAGGUGUUAUGGAUGGCGAGGCCUGGUUUAGCGCCAACAUAACCGAAUCUUUGACGGACUCCGACAAAGCUCUACAGGAUUUUUUUGAUGGCUGCUUUGACGCUGGGCCUACGGGAUGCGCAUAUUACGACUCGUCCCCCAACAAGAUAGCCAACAAUCUCCAAAGUCUUUUCCAAACAUACCACCAACAACCACGACCCGUCCUCACAAACGAGUCUCAUGGCGUCGUCGAUUAUAGCUUCCUGAGAAAUAUCGUCUUCGGCGCGACUUUCAGCCCGUACGGCGGGUUUGCGCCCUUAGCAGAGAGACUAGCGGAACUGACCGGCGGAAAUGCAACCAACACUUAUGCUCAGUAUCAAGUUGAUGAGUUCAAGUGCGAUUCCUCUGCGAACACUAAUGUUGGGAGCAUCUUCGAGGCGGAAAUUGCGACUACGUGCGGGGAUGCUAAUUCGCUAAGUUAUCGAGUUUUGCUGAUAUAUGGGCAUCUUGGCGAAUCUGGUGCUCAGGCUGGAAAGUUCACCGUCCGUCGCGUUUCCAAGGCACGUCCUCUUGGCGCCAACACAAGCUUUCCGCUCCUUGUCAUCGGUAACACGGUGGACCCCAUUACGCCUCUUGUGUGGGCGGCCAAAGCCGUCAAACUGUUUCCUGGCUCUGUGUUGAUCACACAGAAUUCUCCUGGACACACCUCUCUAGUAGCGCCAUCGAAUUGCACACAUGGUGCUUUGGCCGCUUAUUUUCAGGACGGGACACUCCCCGCUGUUGGGAAGGUCUGUGAAGUUGAUGCGGAACUCUUCCCCAAAGCGAACGUCAAGACUGGGAAGGAAGUGCGAAGGGGACUUGAGAAUACUAUUCGCUCGAUUGCAAAUGGUGUUCGCAUUGCAAACAAAGGCGGAAGAUUGGCCUUUUCCCUUAUGUCGCGCCAUGUCUUCCGCCAGCUGCAGCUCCUCAUACCAGGGGCGGCCUUGACGUUCUACCUCGACACUUUUGCUCACCUGAAAGAAACCCUCGAGGACACGCACUCAUGGGCCCGGUCGGCAACCAUUGCAAGCCUCGGACUUCUGGGGGCUGUCAUUGCUAUGUUCUCCUAUAUUAUAAUCGCGUCGUGGACCCAAAUUCAUGGCGUCCAACCUGAUUUCCGUUCAUGGCGUGCUUCGGGGGUGCUUUCUAGAGUAAUUCCAGUGCUCACAUUUUCGAUCGUCUCUGGAUGGCUUGGAUUCACGAUAACAUUCGGCCAAACCACCAUGGGUUAUGUCCGUGGUGCCAUAGCUGCCUCAGCGUUAUUCGCUACCACAUUUGGCUGUCUUGGACUCAUCCCCGCGAGACGCAUUCGAGAUCAGAGGCCCGACUAA
Messenger RNA from Mycena indigotica, 3273 nucleotides. RefSeq names its product AB hydrolase-1 domain-containing protein. Bases 1 to 3273 code for a protein of 1090 amino acids. The transcript has 27 exons. The record is from RefSeq and is a predicted model, not a curated record. Gene Ontology annotation, molecular function: aspartic-type endopeptidase activity. Lineage: Eukaryota; Fungi; Basidiomycota; Agaricomycetes; Agaricales; Mycenaceae. Gene Ontology annotation, biological process: proteolysis.